Hibiscus syriacus is the source of this 810-nucleotide messenger RNA. RefSeq names its product rRNA N6-adenosine-methyltransferase METTL5-like. Gene Ontology annotation, molecular function: nucleic acid binding; rRNA (adenine-N6-)-methyltransferase activity. The transcript has 9 exons. Gene Ontology annotation, biological process: rRNA methylation. The record is from RefSeq and is a predicted model, not a curated record. NCBI's taxonomy places the organism in Eukaryota, Viridiplantae, Streptophyta, Magnoliopsida, Malvales, Malvaceae. The coding region runs from base 98 to 757 and encodes 219 amino acids.
GGCUAGAGGAGAAACGAAGCAGCACCAGAAAGGAUCUGCUAUUUUUCUCGUCUCUGCUUUUAUUUGUAAAAAGGAGAUUCCGCUAAAGCAAAAACAAAUGAAGCUCAAACAACUAGAAAGUCUCUUAGGCGAUCUUCAACAAUUCUCAAACCCAAAGGUGGAACUCGAACAAUACCCAACUGGACCUCAUAUCGCUUCUCGUUUGCUUUACACUGCUGAGAAUUCAUUUGAUGAUAUUAGCAACAAGGUGGUGGCAGAUUUUGGUUGUGGUUGUGGCACUCUAGGUGCUGCUGCUGCUCUCUUGGGUGCCGAGCAGGUUAUUGGCAUCGAUAUUGAUUCUCAAUCUCUUGAAAUAGCUUCUAUGAAUGCUAAAGAUCUUGAGUUGGACAUAGAUUUUGUUCAGUGUGACAUCAGUAGUCUAGGAUGGAGAGGUCAAAUUGUUGAUACUGUUGUGAUGAAUCCUCCAUUUGGAACUCGAAAGAAGGGUGUUGACAUGGAUUUUCUAUUUGUGGCAUUGAAGGUAGCUUCUCGAGCUGUUUAUUCCUUGCAUAAGACCUCGACAAGAGAUUAUAUCAAAAGGACCGCCAAGAGGGACUUAAAUGCUAGCAGCGCCGAGGUCUUGUGUGAGCUCCGUUUUGGCGUUCCCCAACUAUACAAGUUUCACAAGAAAAAGGAGGUGGAUAUUGCCGUGGAUCUAUGGCGAUUCGUUCCAAGACGUAGUGGGGAAAGGACGAUUAACCUCCGAAGUGCAGUUUAAGACCAUGCUUGAAGAAUAACUUGUUUAUUUCUAGUGUGUUAAUUUCAGACACU